UAUUUGUAUUGUAAAAUGUCCGUCAUUCUUGGCCAAAGAUUAUUGAAACAACAAUGGAAAAAAAGUCAAAAUUUUCUAAAAUUACAUGCAAAUUUUUUUACCGAUCAUCUGCCAAUUAUAACAACAAAUGUUGAUAGAAAUUCUAAUGAAUUUCAAAAACGAGAUAAUGAAAUGCGUACAUUGGUUGAUGAUCUUCGCCAAAAAAUUCAACAUAUAUCAUUAGGUGGUGAUGAACGAUCCAGAGCUAAUCAUGUUAAAAAAGGAAAAUUAUUAGUACGUGAUCGUAUCGGGAAAUUAUUGGAUGUUGAUUCAAGUUUUUUAGAAUUUUCCGCAUUAGCUGCAUAUAAAUGUUAUGAUGAAGAAAUAAAUGCAGCCGGUAUUAUUACCGGUAUUGGUCGAAUAUGUGGACAAGAAUGUUUAAUUAUUGCAAAUGAUGCAACAGUAAAAGCUGGUACAUAUUAUCCAUUAACAGUAAAAAAACAUCAACGUGCACAAGAAAUUGCCCUGGAAAAUAAUCUACCAUGUAUAUAUUUGGUUGAUUCGGGUGGUGCAAAUCUACCACAUCAAUCGGAAGUUUUCCCCGAUAAAUCACAUUUCGGUAGAUCAUUUUAUAAUCAAGCAAAUAUGUCGGCAAAAAAUAUACCACAAAUAUCAAUUGUAAUGGGUAGCUGUACAGCUGGUGGUGCUUACAUACCGGCAAUGUCUGAUGAAAGUAUCAUUGUUAAAAAACAUGGUACAAUUUUUUUAGCUGGACCACCAUUAGUUAAAGCUGCUACCGGGGAAGAUAUUUCAGCACAAGAUUUAGGUGGUGCUGAAAUUCAUACAUCCAUAUCGGGUGUUAGUGAUUAUUAUGCUGAAAAUGAUUUGGAAGCAUUACAUAUGGCAAGGAAAAUUGUUUCAAAUUUAAACCGAAAAAAAUUACUACAAGAAAUGGAUAUAUUACCAACGGUAGAUGAACCAUUAUAUCCAAUGGAAGAUUUAUAUGGAAUUGUUGGUUCAAAUCUAAAACAACCAUUCAAUAUUAAAGAAGUUAUUGCCCGAAUUCUAGAUGGUAGCCGUUUUGAUGAAUUUAAAUUACGUUAUGGUGAAACAUUAGUAACUGGAUUUGGUCAUUUAUAUGGUUAUCCUGUUGGUAUUGUUGCUAAUAAUGGUAUUUUAUUUUCUGAAUCAGCAUUGAAAGGUGCACAUUUUAUACAACUUUGUUCAAAAAGAAAAAUUCCAAUAAUUUUCUUACAAAAUAUUACCGGUUUUAUGAUUGGUGGUGAUGCUGAACGUGGUGGUAUUGCUAAAAAUGGUGCUAAAAUGGUAACUGCUGUUUCUUGUGCACAGGUACCAAAACUAACAAUGAUUGUUGGUGGUUCAUAUGGUGCCGGAAAUUAUGGUAUGUGUGGUCGUGCUUAUUCACCUAGGUUUUUAUAUAUGUGGCCAAAUGCAAGAAUUUCGGUAAUGGGUGGUGAACAAGCAGCAAAUGUUUUAGUAACAAUAGCUAAAGAUCGUAAACAACGUGAAGGUGGUAAACAAUUAACCGACGAAGAAGAAAUGAAAAUUAAACAACCAAUUUUAGAAAAAUUUGAACGUGAAGGUCAUCCAUAUUUUGCAAGCGCUAAUCUUUGGGAUGAUGGUAUUAUUGAUCCGGCUGAAUCACGUAAAGUGCUUGGACUUAGUUUGAGUGCAGCAUUAAAUGCACCAAUUCCCGAAACAAAAUUUGGAAUAUUUCGAAUGUAAAAAAAAGAAUGUUUUGUUUUUUUGAAUACAAUUUUUUUAUUAUUAUA
Messenger RNA from Dermatophagoides pteronyssinus (European house dust mite), 1772 nucleotides. It is a transcript of the gene Mccc2, whose product is annotated as methylcrotonyl-CoA carboxylase subunit 2. Gene Ontology annotation, cellular component: mitochondrion; methylcrotonoyl-CoA carboxylase complex. Lineage: Eukaryota; Metazoa; Arthropoda; Arachnida; Sarcoptiformes; Pyroglyphidae. Gene Ontology annotation, molecular function: methylcrotonoyl-CoA carboxylase activity. Gene Ontology annotation, biological process: L-leucine catabolic process. The record is from RefSeq and is a predicted model, not a curated record.